Molecule: messenger RNA, 3354 nt
Organism: Amoebophrya sp. A120
Lineage: Eukaryota; Dinophyceae; Syndiniales; Amoebophryaceae
Source: the annotation of a GenBank genome assembly
AGCUCCACACACCAGGCGAAAAAGAAUAAAAAAGACCCCGUGCCACUUUUGAAAAAACAUCAAUUGGGAGAUCCUACGUCCCCUGAAGUACAUCUACUUCUACUCCACACUUUCACAGUAAAUAGGUACUACACGACGCACUCGCAUUUUGAUUUUCCAAAAUGAAAGCCAUAUCCAUCGAAUCUCCUUUAGAUCAAGGAGCUCAGCCGGCAAAAACGCCGGCACCAAAAAGUCAUGAUCAUGGGGAUGAAAACAAACCUACUAGAAGAAUAGCAUGGCGUCCUCACGAGGUGAUUGCGCUUCUGAUCGGGUCUCUGUGCGCAUUAUUCUCCUUCGGCUACCUUUGCGGCAAGGUUCAUUCCUUCAUUCUAGCGCACACAUCAGAGGUCUCAGACGCUUUUGGGAGGAGGAGCACGGGGGUGUCAAGCCAGGAACCGAUGACCACGCUGACGAAGGCUACAAGUCUGUCACCCGCAAAGGAGUCUUCGCCCACCGCAAGAAAUAACAUGGUCGUUGAUGAAAUAAAGCUAGACGAGAACCCACAAAUGAACAACUACCAUAACGGGGCGGAACUCGACCUCCGCGAGGCUCGCGAGGCCCUAUCGGCAGAAGUGGGGGCGAUUAGCUACUGCCACUGGCUGGAGAUCUACAGUACUAGCGAGGCCGAGGUCGAAGUUGUAGACCACAGUAGAAAGAACGUCACUUCAGCAUGCAGUAUGGGGACCACGACGUCCGAGGAUGAAGAAGUGAAAAUGAAACAGACUCUCCUCGCCCUGGUAUCCUGAGUAAAAACGUACCCACACCAUAGUUGUCAUGCAACUCUGCAUGCUUAAAAUGUUUCUCAUGCGGAGCCCCAUGAGAAGCAUUUUCUAAUGCGGUUUUGAAAUUUGUCAUGCUCCAAUCAGCACGAGAUACUAGAUCUGUAAUGCUGCUAAACUAGCUCAAACAGCACUACACUACGCGGACAAACUUGUCAUGCCAAACAACCAAAGCUGGCUGAUUUGUCUAGCAGAUUCCCCAUUCUGACUCUGGUGUGGGUACGUUUUUACUCAGGAUACCUGGAACUGCAGCAACACAAACUUGCCGACGAGCUGGACGAGUGCCUCCACACCGCGGGUAUCAAAUGUAAAAAUGUCUGGGUCUGGGAACUUGUGAUGCUGGGUGGCGUCUCAUGAUGAGGCUACAAAUGCUGGCUCAGCAUGACAAGUUUCUGAGCUCCUAGGUGUUGCCUAUUCUGCAUGACAGACUGCGCUUCUGCAUCACAGAAAAACGGAGCUCUUGGGUAACGUGCAUGACAGACUUAAGAGUCAUGCCAGACAAGCAUGACAAACAUGAAUUCUUCCAGACCCAGACAUUUUUACAGUUGAUAGCGGGCUUCCCGCGUUUCGAGGGCUUCUCGCGGCAGCACCUUUUGGUGGUACGAAGAGUGUCAGUCUUGCUGGAGGAGGCCGGACGCUUGCUCGAGCGGAGCGGCAUUGUGCAUCAUCAUCUUCCGGAGCAAAAAUUAUCUGGUACUAGCAAUGUUCUUGCCGGUAAUGGUGCUGGGUCAACAUCGUCCACAUGUACAGAAGUUGUGACGGCUAAUAUUCAGUGGCUGUUGGAGGAAGCGAGCAGUCUCUUUAGCCUCCCGCUGACGCCUUUUUCGCCACUGCAGCUUCUGUGGUCCACUGUCUUCAUGGAAACCGAAACAAGCGAAAAAAGAGCAAACCAAAGCAAAGACCAAACCAAAGGAGCUGCUGUGGCGCUGGGGGGAAAGAAUCUCCAAAUUAUUUCAACUGCGCAAGAAGGUCCACACGAACCGCGGAAGAAAAAUCAUUUUGGGGUGAAUUCCCCGGAAGUAGUAGAAUUAGACUUAGAAAAUCAAAAUCUACUCGCCAGCCUGCAAUCGUCGCACCUGCUAGAUUUGGUGUACGAUUUGCGGAUGAAGUACACGCAAUUACGCCAGAUCUUGCCGGACGGAAAAGCGCUGGAGAGGCUGACGAACGAGAAAGUUGCGCGCGAAUUUGAACAAUCGUUCGCCAAAUUGGAACCCUUGUUUCCAAAAGACCACGGAGCCGUGUACCAGAAUGAUGAUCCAAAUCGUGCAGCAGAACGGGGGCCUUCUAAAAAGAAGAUGCAACAAGACCACCACUUUGAAGAUGGUCGUCCAGUCGGGACGCCGGCGAAGCAAGACCCGAAAAAGAUGAAAAAGCGCCCUGCUGCGUCGAACUCUUCGAAAUCCAAGACCCAAACCGCGAAAGGGAACAAAAAUAAGACGACCACCUCCAGGAGGUCCCUACAGGAGGUCCCCACCUUGGACGAGCAGGAGGUGCACCACCUCACAGGCGGGGAAUCAGGGGGGGAGGAGGAUGAAGUUGACUACGAGGACGAUAAUGCACCUCCAGCAGGUCCAACCACUGACGACGGCCCGCGCUGGAAUCCGGGGUUUCUGAAAUUUUGCCGCGCCGUGCAGAGCUUCUUUUUGCUCUACUACCACACUAGUCCGAUCUGGAAUUCGGAACCUUCAACAGUGUCGACGUCUUCACGAGGGGGCACAAAGCUGGUGCAAGAACUACAGGGGAAAGGUAAAGGUGAAGACGCCAGCACCGGGGGUCGUGUAGUUCUUGACGUAGAUGAAGAGAGCAGGACCACUUCUAUUGGUACCGCUGACAGCACGACGUCGGCACCAAAGGUAAACGAAAAACCAAACAAACUUCUCACGAAAGCUGAGCGCGUCGAGAAGCGCAAGAAGACGUGGGAGAAAGCGGUGCACCGAAUUCGACACCACUAUUUCACCGCCGGGUUAGACGGGGACGAAUUUUACGAAGCCCGGCAGCGAGACCAGGUAAGUCGGUAUUUAUUUGACGGCGAAAGGAAAAACGGCGAAGAAGUAGAGAAUUACGCGCUCUCAGACGUGAAACAGGAACUCGUGUGAGCGAUGGGAAUAAUUCUUGGAGUCGUGGUUCUGUGGCCACUUGGUUCUGAUUUAUUGUAGCGGUAAGAAUAAAUCAAAAAAGUGUACGGAAUUUUUUUCGAUUUUGUCCUUUUAUCGCCAUUCUUGGCAUUCAUUCGUGUGUCUUCUCUUUCUCUUUCAUUAUGUGCGCUCGCGACGCGUAUCCCGUGCCGCAAAGUAGGCGAAAUUUUUAGCCGUGCACAUGCAAUUAAUGGAAAUUUUGUCUGUAUGCCCGCUUCCACGUAUGGUAUUCAGAUUCAGAAUUCAUGCCCAUGGAGCUACGAGGAUAUCCUUCUCAAGCAAUGUAGCUAUGUUUUGGAUUUUAUCUUUGUUUAUCACUUACACACGUCUAGUGCAACUCAUAAAUUGUUUGUAUCCCUCUUAUUAUCGGUUCACCUUUGCACAUAUAGAAACAAGAAAUG